Papaver somniferum (opium poppy) is the source of this 1621-nucleotide messenger RNA. Its product is annotated as WAT1-related protein At5g47470-like. Bases 159 to 1223 code for a protein of 354 amino acids. Gene Ontology annotation, molecular function: transmembrane transporter activity. The record is from RefSeq and is a predicted model, not a curated record. The transcript is spliced from 7 exons. Gene Ontology annotation, cellular component: plasma membrane. NCBI's taxonomy places the organism in Eukaryota, Viridiplantae, Streptophyta, Magnoliopsida, Ranunculales, Papaveraceae.
AAUUGUUAAGGAAUGGAAGAUGGUGGUCGGUGGUGAUCAGCCAGAAAUUUUAGUGGCCGAGAGAGGUGACAAAAAAGAAAAAACAUAUUGACGAGGAAGCGGAAGAGAAAGAAAAAGAAGGAAAAAGAAAAAAUAGAUCUAAAAACAUAAUCUGAGAAAUGUUAGGAUCAACAACAACCCCCGCGACAAAUAAAUUCUUCCAUGAAUCGGUGUUGAUUGUUGGAUUAAUCGGUGUUCAAAUCGUUUAUUCUGUAUAUUCAGUGAUCAUGAGCAAUCUAAUGGCACUUGGUCUCUCCCCUCUCUUCCUCGUCAUUUAUUGCAGUUUUGCAACCUCUCUAUUCUUAUUUCCUCUCUGCGUAUAUUUCGAAAGGAGCAAGUGGCCUAAGGAAUUCAGCACCAAAUUGUUGGGACAAUUGCUGUUGAUUUCAUUUGGAGGGGUAACUUUGUUCCAGUCCCUACUAUUAGUCGGAGUUAAGAAAACUUCUCCAGCAAUUGCUUGUGCCAUGCCCAAUCUAGCUCCAGGGAUCAUCUUUGUCAUUGCCUGGGCUCUCAGGUUUGAAAAGGUGAAUCUUAGUUGCAUAUAUAGUAAAGUUAAGAUUUUAGGGACUUGCAUUUGUGUUAUUGGAGCAAUUACAAUGAGCAUUUUGUACGCGCCUGGUGCAACCUCAGAGAGUACCAGCCCGAACGAUGAAAUCAACGAGGAAGUCAAGCUUGUCGGAAUCAUAUGUCUCAUGACAGCAAUCCUUGUUUUGUCAUGUGUUGUUGUCUUACAGGCUGCAACUUUGGGUGAUUUCCCUGCACCUAUGACCCUCUGCGCAAUAACUUCUUUCGCGGGUGCUAUUCUAACAGCAGUCGUGAAAAUGGUUGAGGAAAGAGGAUUAGUCACGGCCCAUAAUAUUGUGCGCACCGGAGAUCUUGUUGGCUACGCUAUUCUGGGAGGUAUUGUAAGUGGAGCUUGUACGAGUUUUAAUGCAUGGGCUAUGAAGAGAAAAGGGCCAGUAUAUGUGUCCACAUUCAACCCCAUCGGAACCGUCUCUUCUGUCAUCCUCUCUGCUCUCACCUUAGGGGACUCUAUCAGUUUAGGAAGCGUGUGCGGUAUGUUUUUGAUGUUCACUGGUUUGUACUUUGUGUUAUGGGCUAAGAAGAAAGAAAAUGUUGCGGUCAGUGAUGAUGUAGCAGUGUUGCCAAAAAGUUACGAAUCAGAAAAGCCACUCUUAUGCUAGAGCCUCACGCGUUUGGUUAGUUAAAGCGCUGCAUUAAACACAUUAUGAGAGUCAGCAGUGGAACCAUGAUUAAAAGUAAGAGGCGGCAAAAAAGAAAAUCCCUCUAUGUUAAGCAAAAACCUUAUAUAGAUAACUUUUAAAAACUAUUUAGCAAGUGGAGACAGUUGCACCUAUUUUCCUAAGCUAAAUCUUCCCCUGACAUCGAGAGUAUGAGUAGUGAAGCUUAGUCAGAUUUAUAUAGAUUUUAUUUUCUAUCAUUUGGGGACUUUUCUAUUGUUUUUUCCCCCUUAGAUGAUGUUUUACAUAGUAGGUUGUUCACAUAAUCAUGUUUGUACACUGGUGAAUCUAUGUUGAUAUUUUCCCCAGAAUUUUAGUAUAUCUUGUGCUUAAGUUUCAAA